Molecule: messenger RNA, 1035 nt
Organism: Drosophila kikkawai
Lineage: Eukaryota; Metazoa; Arthropoda; Insecta; Diptera; Drosophilidae
Source: RefSeq, a predicted model, not a curated record
UCAGCGGCUUCCUGUUGAUUUUUGUAGCCUGCCACACAUAUAAACACGUUGACAGUUUUUGUUUUUUAUUUGUUACUUUUACGGCAAUCAUGUUAAUCCCCUCAAAUGGCGACGUAUCCACGAAGGACCCUGUUCGUCGAACCUCCCGAAACUUUCUACUUGAAAACCGGCUAAUGGUCAGCCAGCAUCCCAAGGAGAAGUCGAAGGCCCGACUAGCCACAAUGGCAAAGAACUCAGGACCUCUGCCUUAUGGCGCUCAACGGCGUCCUGCGGGCGGAACGCUGAGGACCAAGAGCUUUGUCGAGAAGCAGAUCCAAACGGAGGACAUCAGCGACGAGCGGUUCCUUAGUGCCGCUAUGCUCAAGUGCUCGGAGAGGGGGCUCUUCCGGCCAGCACGCAGCGAGGGAGACGAGCCGGAGCUCAGAGAAGGGGAGUCCUGCGGCAAAAGCAUGCGUUUGCGGCGAACUGCCUCGAGUUUCGAGCUGGGCAGGAUGCCGGAGCAACGCGAUGGCUACCAGUCGGGGCAGUACACACUGCCCCGGCUGUUAGCCACCGGUCUUGGCAUUGAGUCCAGCUCGGGUGACCAGUCCUCUGCCGGUUCACCCUCCUCUAGGUCAAGUACGCCUAGAGUAAGACAGAUGGACAUUCCGGAAAUGGUGGAUGUCGACCUCGAUGAAGCGCUGAGUAUGCGUUCGCAGACGUCUUGUGAUCUGUUUUCCGAUUCGCCGCAAGAACAACCGCAGGAGCAGGAGAUGCCGGAGGAGCAGUCACAGGAGCAGCUGCAGUCUGAGUCGAAUCGAAUGCUUUUGGAGGCCGCCCGUGAGCGGCAAAGGCAACUGAUCGCGGAGUACAACCGGCUGCCCAUUUCCAUGGGCACUUUGCGCGUGCGCAAUCUCCAGCGGCAGCUGGAGCAGCAGCUGGACGUGGCGGAUCACGACGUGAGGGUACUUUCUGAAGAAAAGGCCAACAUGCAGCAAUUCGAGCUAUUAAAUUGUAAUCGAAGACGGUUAUUUAGAUAAAAUAUUAAGCAACACA